CAGUCGCGUGUGCUCCGUGUAACUUGAUAGUUGGAGGCGCUGCAGGGGACCCGAGGCCGCCGGAGAAGACUCCGCAUUUCAAGGAAUACAGCCAGCCACAAAGAAUGGUGGAGGAUAACCGGAUCAAACAGAUGAUGAAGACACCGAAUACACGCUGCGCGAACCGGGCCGUGUUCGUUUGGAGUCAGCCGGCUCAAAUCUCAGCUCUCUCAUCUCCGGUCAGUGGACGUCGGUAGCCGCCUGCCCGGCUUGCUAGCCCCGCAGUCCUUCAAAAUCUCCGCUCCACAAUCACGGAUCUCCUCUGUGUUUUUUUUUCUUUUUUUUUUUUUUUUAAACAGCAUUACGAAAGCUAGCCAGCAUCAGACGGAGCUCACUUGAGCAUAUGACGCCCGUUUGCUCUCAUUGAAGCGGCGGUGUAACCUUCAGGUCCUUUAUUGCGGAUCUGACCGCUAGGACCGAGCUAGCAUCCUCUGGAGUCGGAUGGACGCGCGGCUCAGCCUGCAUCCCUGUCCGGGACGCGUUCAAGCCGCGCUGCUGCACCGGAAUGCUAACUAACGAGGAAGUGGCUCUAACAUGACGGGAGGCGUUUCGUCCCUCAGGCUCGUCGGCGCUGCUCAGACACUUCUUUGAUGCCAGAUGUAAUGACCGUCCCCAGCUCGCAGCAUGCCUGUGGCCGGCCGUGUCUGCCUCCAGCCCUGCGGAUGACACUCACACAGGUAGCGGCGGUUCAGAGCGAGCAGCGGCGGCGCGGACACACCGUCGCCGGGUAGCGCCGACAGACUUGACGUGAGCUUGCUAGCGCCGAGCUAGGCGGCUAACAGCACAAUAUAACUCACCUCCCUCCCUCCCCCCCCUCAACCAACACCAAUGGUAUCCCAUAAGGUUUUAGUCGCAAUAAUCCUGCUGAACGUGUAUAUAGGUGUACAGUCUGUUUUUUACUUGUUCGGCGGAGUCCUUUUAACGGUCCUCUUUGCUAUGGCAUUUUUAAACGGACCCAGGCUGCUGGACUGGGCGAGCUCACCUCCACAUCUCCAGUUCAACAAAUACGUCCUAACGGGAUACCGGCCAAUCUCGUCCGUGCAGGACUGCAUCAGGAGCCUGUUUUACCUGCACAAUGAACUUGGAAACAUUUACACUCACGGCAUCCCUUUGGUUUGCUUCCUGGUGCUGCUGCCGCUCAACAUCCCCUGGUCCCAGAUCAGCGUCACGUGGUUGGGCGUGGUGCACUUCCUGGCCUGCCUGUCGCCCCAGCUGGGCUCGGUGCUCUACCACCUCUUCAUGAACCACGAGGGAGGCGAGCCGGUGUACCACACCCUCCUCAAGCUGGACGUGUGUGGAAUCUGCAUGAUCAACACGCUGGGUGCGCUGCCCAUUGUCUACAGCACGCUGUUGUGCUACCCAUUCAUCCGCACUGUGGCCCUGUUAGUCUACAUCCUGCUAUCCAGCCACGCCAUCUACUGCGCCGUCACGGCUCGGAGCAGCGUGCGCCGGCUGCGCUCCUUCGCCUGGCAGGCGCUGUUCCGCUUCUCCUUCUUCCUGCUGCGCUGGGUGGGCGUGGGCGGCGGCAGCCCUACCUCGCUACGCCACUUCCUAAUGAUGGACGCGCUGGCCGUGCUGGGCGGGGUCAUCAACAUCACACGCAUCCCGGAGCGCUUCCGGCCGGGCCUCUUUGACUACUGGUGCAACAGCCACCAGAUCAUGCAUGUACUGGUGGUGGGCUCCAUCCUCUACCUGCACUGGGGCGUGCUGGACGACCUGCUGUGGAUCAACAGCUACAACUGUCCCUCAGACUGACCCCCACAACAGCCCCCGCCCCCUGACAAGGAGCACUGGGACAUAGGGUUGAAGGACUACUGGGGGGGAGGGGGGUGUGGGGAGAGGGGAGGGGGCAGGAGGGGAGAUUGGGGGAGAACUGAUGCUGUGCAUGUGUUCACCUCAUGCGCUCAGAAUGUUCAUAUCUUCGUCCAUCUUUGUGCGAAUGCAGGUAAACGUAUGUCAAGUCACACGCACAAUCAUUUUGACUCUCUCUUGCCACAAACAUGAACAGAGACACACACAUUCAUACAGUUAAUUAGAGUAUUAAAUGCUAUAAAGUCAUAGGAAAAGGCUUCAGUAAAAGGCUUCUGCUGAGCUUAAAGCCUUUACUCAGUAACAGAAGUUGACCAUUAGUUGAUGUGGUUGCUUCAGACAGUCUAAAUAUCACACGCUCAAGUCCUCUUAGAUGUCACUGUUGCUACCUAUGCAGCACAUCCAUAUCUCAGCUCACGCACAUCUCACACACACAACACACACUACUCCCUCGCACCUAUAUUUUUAUACUACAUGUACAUACUGUGAGUGCUGCGCAAAGCACUCCUCGAGUUUUCACUUAUUUAUUUCCUUGUUUUGUGCCACUGCCUCUUUCUUUAUGUGUGUGUCGGUUUGAACUGUCCUUACCGGCACCAGAUGAAGAUGGACGAGGGGUUCAUUCCUGAUCAUGAUGGCGAUGAGUUUACGCGCUUUAGGUGGCCAAGACUGCAAAGUUAGAGUCUGUCACGCAGUGUUGUCGGCUUUGUUUGCACCAGUGCCAACGAAAUCCAGGCAUGUUGAAACUGAAAAGAAGUUGCACUCGUUUACAACCUGUUAUUCCGUGGCGUUAAGCAGAAUUCUCUUGUCCAGCAAAGUUUGAAUAAUUUAUUGUUUUGCAUUUAUGAAUACCUCAAUUUGUGAGGAAACUGUUACCACUAUUUACUUUUAUGAAAUGUUAUCAUUUUUAGCUUAAAAAAGUACGAGCUGAGUGCUUUGUAUUGAGUAUUCAGUCUUCUGCACAUUAGUUGUGUGUAAAUGCCCUCUAGUCUGCAAUUCAGAAUGACAAAACCUUUAGAUGACAUUGUUGCUCUUCACUGAAAUGCCACCACGUGCACAUAUGUGGCACCAGGAUGCACUAAAAAGUAAGAUGUUGCCACUUAAAGGUUGCCAAUAGCUUGUAAGUUGUUGUCUAGUAAACGUUUUAACACUGUAAACCUAUUUAGGCAAAUAGCAGAUAUUUGUCUUUGACACAAUAUGCACAAAGUAAUAUUCUUAAAGAAUAGAUUAUAUCCGUUAUUCUUUCUAUUCAUGGGUAUUUAUCUGCUGCUGCAGGUAGUUCUGUGUCUGUCAGCUGCUUAAACAGCUGUGCUGCUGCUGUGGAGGAUCACAGGCUCACAGAUCAAGUUAGAGGUCAAAGCAAAUCUUUUGUUUUAUUCAAACCGUGCAAAUCCUGAGGAUUAGCUCUGCAUUUUCUCUCCACCCGCUUUUCUUUCCUGCAAUAUGUGACUUCUCAGUCACACAGUAAUGUAGUUGGAAAAGAUCUGUGGCCAUGCAUUGCAUUUCAUUCACAAUUACCAGAUAGGAAACAGUUGACCUUUAAAACGUACAAGCCUCUUUAGCUCCGUUAUUUACAUCAGCUUUUCUCAGACUUGAAUUCGAUUCUACUGUAUUUGGAUGUUUACAUGCACAUUAUAUAAUGAUGUUCAGUCACGAUCGCCACCAAAUGAGCACAUAAUUGCCACAUUAUACUUUUGAAUGCACUGUUUUUGCUCUGCAGCUGUGUGUGUUCUGUGACAGAGCACAACUUAACUUGCACUUUUUUUUCAACCUGAAUAGAGGUUUGACUCUGAUGAGUCAUUUCAAAGCAGUGCAGUGAAUAUAUAUAUAUAUAGGUAUAUAUUAAGGUGGUCUCACUAAGCAGGAAUGAACCCCUUCGCCCUCCUGUCAUGUAUAAGGCACAGCAGCUCUGUGUGUAUGUUCAUGAUUAUUUUGGCUCCAUACUCUGCUGUGCUAUUUCGGUUGCUACUCUCGAGUAGAAGUAACUGUUGCGCUGUUCCGUCGUGCUCAAGACUGCUGUCUGACGGCUGACUUCUUAUCUAGAGGCAGACUUUACUUUCUUAAUGACAUUGCACUUGUUUCCCAAGCCAACAGUCACAGCCGCCCACUGACUAGUUGCCAAUCCCCUCAGCCCCAUUUCAUCUUGCCAAAUUAGCAGCGUCUGAGGUGUAGCACACCCUUUGCUUCUCGCGCUGACACUGACUCAUAGGUGAAGAAGGACCUCCCAGAGCCUUUAUCACGUACACUAACCUCAGACUGCACCCCCUCGCCCUGAUAAAGAGUCAGAUACUGUGUGUGUGUGUGUGCUAGUCUCACUCCGAUGGUGAUUAUUACCUGCUAUGACCGGGGUUCAAUGUAAAAGCUGAAACUAAUGUAUUUUUGGCCAUUGAAUGAAAAAAAAUGCAUGAAAGUAGCUGUGAAUCAGAAA
This is a messenger RNA of Stegastes partitus (bicolor damselfish), 4273 nucleotides long. RefSeq names its product progestin and adipoQ receptor family member IVa (gene paqr4a). Gene Ontology annotation, cellular component: membrane. Bases 868 to 1794 code for a protein of 308 amino acids. Gene Ontology annotation, molecular function: signaling receptor activity. The record is from RefSeq and is a predicted model, not a curated record. NCBI's taxonomy places the organism in Eukaryota, Metazoa, Chordata, Actinopteri, Pomacentridae. The transcript has 3 exons.